UUGGCUCUUUUAGGUAGAAACAAGAAACAACUUGCGAGUAGCUUUGUCAGUGAGACGGAUGUUAGCAAAGAGUAUCUGGAGGCAUUUAGGACGAAAUCAUACAUGGAGAUUUGCGACAAAAUGGAAAGCUACAUAGGCUUCGAAAAUGAAUCAUAUUCAUCUUCAUCCUCUAUUCGUGAUCAUUAUAUUCAUCAAUGUGACAUACUAGCUGAACCACAAAAGGAAGCCAUGGAUAACCUAGCCAAUACCUAUGAUAUUGAUCACUGCCUACUCCUUGACUUCUUCGAUGCUGGUUCAGAAUCAUGGAAGAUAUGUGAAAAACUUCUGCACUCUAUCCAUCAAGAAAAUGUUAAUCGUCUUAGCAUCGCAAGGAUCAUAAAGCUUUCCGAAAAGGUUCCAAAAAGUGGUCAACGCACUAGAAUAUACAAAGAACUCGCCUUGUAUUCGUCUUUGGAGAACCCUCUAUCGGAUUUCAGCCUAGAAAUGUUCCCCAAAAUCAACAACCACCUUAAACUCUUGCUGAAGAGGUUAACCACAAAUCAGGUAAGGUUAAAAAGAAAGCGAGCACUCAUCAUGUGUAUGAAAAAAGCCAUGGGUUGUGCUCUUGUAGCUUCGUAUACAGUGUUAGCAGUUGCACUGCUUGUUCUUGCAUUUCAUGGGUUGAUUGGGAUCGUAGUAUCUGCAGGGUUGAUCUCUUGUUUUUUGGGUUUAACUAGGAAGGCAAACACAACCAAGAAAGGUCUCAAAACGAGCGAGCUUAAGAGAGUUGGUUUGUUACUAGAUGUGGCUGCAAAAGGGAUUUACACAUUGAUCAAGGACUUUGAUACGAUAGGUUCGCUUGUACGAAAAUUACACAAUGAAGUCGAAUUCGGGAGGACAAUGGCUAGUAAAUGUGUAGAAAACCUAAAGUCCGAUGUGUUAGAGGAAGUACUGAGGGAGUUUGGAGUCCAUGAGAGUCGCUUCAAGGAACAAAUGGAAGAACUUAAGGAUCAUAUUUACUUGUGUUUGCUCAAUGUUAAUAGAUCAAGAAGGCUCCUGGUGAAAGAGAUAAUGCCUGUAGUUGCAAAAGUAUUUGAAGAUCUUUAACUAGAUGAUGGUUGAUGAUGAUCGUAAUAUAUACCUGCUCCUCAUAUAUAUAAUAAAAAGUUUGGAUUAUUUUUGGAUAUUGGCACAUUUAUCACCUGCAAUUUUGAAAUGCACAGAAAAGGUCCAUGUGAGGGUUUUUUUUGUACAUAAAUAGUCUCUAUGUUUAAGAUUUCUGUAUGUUGGUAAGUUUGGUCAUAUAUAGAAAAUAAAUUACAAAAAUUUUCAUUUGUAAUAUACAGAAAAGUCAUUAUGCAGAUUUUUUUUGUAGAAACGGUCUAUAUGUUUA
Lactuca sativa (garden lettuce) is the source of this 1372-nucleotide messenger RNA. RefSeq names its product UPF0496 protein At1g20180. The record is from RefSeq and is a predicted model, not a curated record. Lineage: Eukaryota; Viridiplantae; Streptophyta; Magnoliopsida; Asterales; Asteraceae.